Molecule: messenger RNA, 163 nt
Organism: Cetraspora pellucida
Lineage: Eukaryota; Fungi; Glomeromycota; Glomeromycetes; Diversisporales; Gigasporaceae
Source: the annotation of a GenBank genome assembly
AUUAUAUGACAUUCAAAAGAUUAAAUUUGAUGUAUUUCAAGCAAACUGGUUAAAUGAUAAACGAUCAAUCUUAGAUCACACACAAUUGCAUAUACUAUCAUGUUUGGUUGUGCUUAAAGUUUUGUUUAAUCCUAAGAAUUCAUUAGAUUUGUUGAACAAGUAA